This is a messenger RNA of Talaromyces proteolyticus, 1548 nucleotides long. RefSeq names its product major facilitator superfamily domain-containing protein. The record is from RefSeq and is a predicted model, not a curated record. Lineage: Eukaryota; Fungi; Ascomycota; Eurotiomycetes; Eurotiales; Trichocomaceae. Bases 1 to 1548 code for a protein of 515 amino acids. Gene Ontology annotation, biological process: transmembrane transport. The transcript is spliced from 6 exons. Gene Ontology annotation, molecular function: transmembrane transporter activity.
AUGGAUGUCAAAGGCGAUUGUCUACCAAACGUUCCUGACACAGAUACCCCGCCCACCGAAGUUCCUAAGUGUGCCAAUGGUGGCGAGGAACAAGCACCAUUGUCCGAAAAUCGCCCCGAAGCACGCAGUAGCCGAGAUCCCCACAUGGUUGAUUGGAAUGGGCCUGACGAUCCCGAAAAUCCAACUAAUUGGACAGUUGGCAAGGUAGCCACUACUGUGACAAUUGUUUCUACUAUAACGUUCCUUAGUGCUUUAUCCUCAUCGAUAUUCGCUCCGGGCAUCCUGCAGGUUCUGCAGGAUUUCGAAUCGAAGAAUUCAGAGCUCGGCUCUUUCAUCGUAUCCGUCUUUGUCAUUGGUUACGGAUUCGGACCAUUGAUCAUUGCGCCACUCUCUGAGAUAUACGGUCGCUUGCCAGUGUAUCACGUCUGCAGUGCCCUCUUUGUUGUUUUCAGUGCGGCGUGCGCUGUGGCCCCAAAUCUGCCCGCCUUGGUAGUAUUCCGCUUUUUGGCUGGUCUAGCUGGCAGCUGCCCUUUGGCUCUCAGCGCUGGAACUAUUGCUGACAUCAUUCCGUACGAGAAACGUGGCAAGGCUAUGGCGGCUUGGACAUUUGGUCCCCUUCUAGGUCCCGUCAUCGGACCAAUCGCGGGAGGAUAUCUCAUCCAGGUGAAAGGUUGGCGGUGGUCAUUCUGGGUUGUAACUAUAGCGGCUGGUGUUGUCUUCAUCUUCUCCGUCCUCUUUAUGCGCGAAACAUAUGCCUAUGCUAUUCUCAACCGCAAGAUCAAAAGGCUUUGCAAGGAGACGGGUAAUCAACACCUUCGCUCCGUCCUAGAUAAAGGAAUUUCUUCCAAGAAGAUCUUAACAACGGCUAUCAUUCGACCAUCAAAGAUGCUUGUCUGUUCGCCCAUUAUCUUCCUUUUUUCCUUUUACAUGUUCAUAGUAUAUGGCUACCUCUAUCUUAUCUUUACUGCCAUGCCAAUCAUAUUUGAGAGCAAAUACAGCUUCUCGACUGGUUCGAUCGGCCUGACAUACCUCGGCCUCGGUGUCGGUUCAUUUGCUGGUUCAUUUGCUGGCGUUUUGGUUUCCGGGGCAAGCUCAGAUCGGUUGGCACAACACAUGAAGGCCAAAGCAGGCGGAGAACCGAAAUCAGAGUACCGUCUGCCGCUGGUUGUGCUUGGAUCAUUCAUGGUCCCUACUGGCUUGUUCUGGAUUGGCUGGACAGCUGAAUUCCGCCUGCAUUGGAUCCUGCCUAUUAUCGGCACCUCAGUCUUGAGCCUCGGAGUGACCCUUGCUUUCAUGGCUAUCUUGACGUACUUGGUCGAUGCCUAUGAUGUAUAUGCUGCUUCUGCCGUAGCCGCCAGCAUCCUCCUACGCUCUUUAGGCGGUGCGCUGCUGCCACUUGCAGGAGGUCCAAUGUUCUCCGCAUUGGGCAUUGGUUGGGAAAGCUCUUUGCUAGCUUUCAUCGCGGUUGCUAUGAUACCAGUUCCGAUUCUCUUUUUGAAGUACGGGGAGCGCAUUCGUCAGAAACGUCUGUUUAACGUCCAGUUUUGA